Messenger RNA from Rhodamnia argentea, 555 nucleotides. Its product is annotated as putative invertase inhibitor. The transcript has a single exon. Lineage: Eukaryota; Viridiplantae; Streptophyta; Magnoliopsida; Myrtales; Myrtaceae. Gene Ontology annotation, molecular function: enzyme inhibitor activity. The record is from RefSeq and is a predicted model, not a curated record. Bases 1 to 555 code for a protein of 184 amino acids.
AUGAACUGGUCAAUGAUCAUGAUGCUCUCAAUCUUCCUAACCCUAGCUCUCUCCAUAAAUGCACAAACGAGCAGCUCCGAUUUGAUUUCACAAGUCUGCGAGCACGCACCUCGCAAAGGCUUCUGCCAAUCCGCGCUCCGGUCCGAUCCGAGGAGCGAGAAGGCGGACACCGCUGGGCUCGCGGCGGUCGCGCUCCGGCUCGCCGCCUCCAACGCCACGGACAAUGCAGCCUUCAUCGGCCGGAUGCUAGGCGGCGGCGCCGGCGGCGACGGGGGGAGCUUGGACCCGGCGGUGGAGCAGUGCCUCAGCGACUGCGCCGACCAGUACGCGGACGCGGUGGAGCAGAUGGAGGCGUCGAUAGCCGCCGCGAGCACAGGGGACUACGACGGGCUGAGGCCGUGGGUGAAGGCGGCGAUCGCGGACGCGGAGUCGUGCGAGGAAGGGUUCAGGAUGGAGGCCGGGGCCGACCAGAUGGUGAUGUCGCACCGGAACAAGGUGUUCAAGCUGCUGUGCGACACCGCGCUGAGGAUCGUGGAGCUGCUAGUGCUCGCUUGA